This is a messenger RNA of Acanthosepion pharaonis, 738 nucleotides long. The record is from the annotation of a GenBank genome assembly. Lineage: Eukaryota; Metazoa; Mollusca; Cephalopoda; Sepiida; Sepiidae.
AUGCUACUUUUUCCUUUAUUCUUUUUUUCCUUGUUUGCUUUUUAUGCAUCUUGUGCAUUUUUCUUCUUUAAUUUCUUAUUUUUCUUCUUCCUGUCUUUUUUCUUACCUUUUUUUCUUGAACAUUAUUUUCUUUUAUUUAUUUUUUUUCCUUUUUCCUUUUUCUUUUUAUUUAUGUUUUUAAUUUCUUCCUUUUCUUUUUAUUCUUUUUCUUUUCUUUUCUUUUCGUUAUUCAUUUUUUUCUUCUUUUUUCUGCUUCUUGAUCAUUCUUUUUAUUUAUUAUUUUUCAUUUUUUCUCUUUUUUAUGCAUUUUAUUUUUCCUUAAUCAAUUUCUUUUUCGUUCUUUUUUUCUUUUUUAUUUCCCCCUUCCUCUUCUUCUCCUCCUUUUUCUUCUCCUCCUUUUUCUUCUCUUCUUCUUCUUCUUCUUCUCAACUAUUUGAAAUUUAUCUUUUUCCUUCCCCCCUCACUUCUUCCAUUCUUUCUUUCACGUCUUUUUUUUCUAAUCUCUAUUUCUUCCCCUAUCUCUUUUUCCUCUUAAUUUUCAUUCCUCACACGUUUCUUCUCUUUAAUUUUUCUCUACUUGUUCCUUUCUUCUCCAUUUUUUCUUUUCAAUUUUAUUCUUCCAUCUUUUGUUUUCCCGUUAUCUUCAUUUUUAGCUACUUUCUUCUUUCCUUCGAUUUUUUUUUUCUUUCUUUCUUACCGGCUUAUAUUUUGUCACUUCAGUCGCAGUAUUUGACUUGA